This is a messenger RNA of Lymnaea stagnalis (great pond snail), 4458 nucleotides long. NCBI's taxonomy places the organism in Eukaryota, Metazoa, Mollusca, Gastropoda, Lymnaeidae. The record is from the annotation of a GenBank genome assembly.
CCAUCUAUCACUUCAGGUGAUGUCCAGACAAACCCAUCUAUCACUUCAGGUGAUGUCCAGACAAACCCAUCUAUCACUUCAGGUGAUGUCCAGACAAACCCAUCUAUCACUUCAGGUGAGAUCCAGAGCGCAGAUUUAGCUGCGGACAAGGACGUAGAUUUGGAUCCACUACAGCAUCCUGAUAAUCCACACCCCUUUAUAGGUGAAGAUGUGGUGGAUGUAUCGAAGGAGAGAUCUCUGGAUACACCACACGUUGCUGAUUGUCCAGUAAUUAUUGGUGAACAUGGUGAUGACAAACUUCUGGACAACAUGGGUGAAUCUCAGGACAGCAGGGGUGAAUCUCAGGACAACAGAGGUGAAUCUCAGGACAGCAGGGGUGAAUCUCAGGACAAAAGGGGUGAAUCUCAAGACAACAUGGGUGAAUCUCAGGACAGCAGGGUUGAAACUCAGGACAGCAGGGGUGAAACUCAGGAUAUAGAGAGUAUGCCAAACAACAAUCAAGUGAUGACGCGACAUGAGGCAGAUGACGUAGUUGAGGAUGGUGACGUGGCCAUGGUCAUCUCCAUUGAAACAACAGAUGACUUUGAAGAUGACGGUAAGUUUAUAUUACAUGAUUUCAACCAUCUUUUGAACAGGAUGGUAGGUUCACAUGAAAUCAUUUCAACCAUCUAUCGGACAGGAUGGUAGGUUCAAAUGAAAUCAUUACAACCAUUUAUUGGACAUGAUGGCAGGUUUAGAUUAAAUAAUUUCAAGCAUCUAUAGGACAUGAUGUUUGCUCUAAAAAAUUAUCUUAACCAUAUAUUGGAUAUGAUUGUAGGUUACAUAAAGGAUUUCAACCAUCUAUAGGACAUGAUUGCAUGUUAAAUAAAAUGGUUACAACCAUCUAUAAGACAUGAUUGCAUGUUAAAUAAAAUGGUUACAACCAUCUUUGGCGCAUUAUGGUAAGUGAUUGACGUGAAAGCAUGCUGUAAUGAUUGAUUUAUUUAAUAGCAGACAAUGACAACAAGAACGAGAACUCUACCCCUGUUGUUGAGCUACUACUGGUUAAGCCCCCAGCCCCUUGCGAGGGGAGGGAAGACUUAGAGGACGUUCAUUACCCCAAAAGUGACGUCCCCUGCCAGUAAGUUUGUGUCCAUAUUUUGUUGAUAUAUUAACAUUUAAUAUAUUCAACCUUUAAAAAAAAAUAUCUUAAAACUAUUCACAUUUGAGACGGUAUGAAACUAUUCACUUUUUGAGAUGUAUGAAAACUGUUCACUUUUUGAGACGUAUGAAAACUGUUCACUUUUAAGAGGUAUGAAAUCUAUUCACUUUUUUAAGAUGGAAUAAGGACGGAUUUGUUUGUUUUCCAAGAAUAUACAUUGCUUCCUUUUCAAAAAACAAAAUUAAUGAAAUUUGUAUGCUAAUAAUAGAUUUCUCUCGUCAAUUUAAAGCUCUAUUUUUAUUUGCUUUAAUGAAAAUCAUUUGGUCUAGAACAAAAGGAACCCACAUAUUAUCGUCUCCUUGCCCCAAUCUAAACAAUUGUCUUACUUUUGAUGCAGUCUGGUGCGUCUAAAUUAACCAGACUAGGGACUUUAAUUGAUGUCUUACUCCCAUAUAUAGUUAUUCUAGGGCCCCUUACAAUCUAACCCAGUGGUCGGCAAAUCGUGGCUCGUAAGCCAUAUGCGGCUCAUUAAUGACCUGAGUGCGGCUCUUUAAUGCCCUGAGUGCGGCUCUUUAAUGACCUGAGUGCGGCUCUUUAAUGACCUGAGUGCGGCUCUUUAAUGACCUGAGUGCGGCUCUUUUUUGACCUGAGUGCGUUGCGGCUCUUUAAUGACCUGAGUGCGGCUCUUUAAUGACCUGAGUGCGGCUCUUUAAUGACCUGAGUGCGGCUCUUUAAUGACCUGAGUGCGGCUCUUUAAUGACCUGAGUGCGGCUCUUUAAUGACGUGAGUGCGGCUCGGCCAUCGCGGCCAAAAUUCAGAUUUGACUCCGAAAAAAAAUGGUUCUUGACGGGUUAUGAAAAUAAAUUUGGCUCUCAACAAUUUUGUAACUUGCUGCUGAGUUUUGGCUCUCAACAAUUUUGUAACUUGCUGCUGAGUUUUGGCUCUCAACAAUUUUGUAACUUGCUGCUGAGUUUUGGCUCUCAACAAUUUUGUAACUUGCUGCUGAGUUUUGGCUCUCAACAAUUUUGUAACUUGCUGCUGAGUUUUGUCUCUUUUGACUAAGUAGUUUGCCGACAACUGGCCUAACAUAAUGCAUCAAUUUACUCAGCCUAAGGCCGUCAUUUUCUUGGUCCAGGUACAAAGAGGGUGUUGGGUCAUUUAGUCCAAGAACUAAUACAAAUCUUAUCCCAAAUGACGUCAUAGAAUAUUUGGACAGAAUGAAGCAAGAAAACGAGGAUCUGAAGGUUAGUCACUUUCCAUUUUGUCAUGUUCCAUUUUGUCAUCUUCCAAUUUGUCCUCUUCCAGUUUUUCCUCUUCCAUUUUGUCAUCUUCCAUUUUGUCAUGUUUCAUUUUUGUCAUCUUCACUUUUGUCAUUUUCCAUUUUGUCAGGCUCUAUUUUGUCAUGUUCCGUUUUUGGCAUGCUACUUUACGAUUCAAAUCGAAAAAAAAUUAAUUCCGACGAGCAAUAUUUAGUAGAAAUCAUAUUUAGAGAUUAUAUUUAGAGAUUAUAUAUAGAGAGAUUAUAACAAUAUUUAAGUGUAAUAGAAACUGCUUGUAGUUACAUAAAAAGAGCGGAAUGACACUGUUUAAACAACAUUUUGUGUACUUUAGCUGAGGCUCGCAGGGAAAGAUUACGACUUGGAGAUGUUAAAAAAACUGACCAAUGCUAGUAGUGAGAUCAUUGCUAAUAAGGACAAAGAAAUUUACUUCCUCCAGAGCGACUUGGAGCUGAUGAGAUGCAAUUUAUCAGCAGAUCAAAAUAAGGACACCCAAGUAAUACAACAUUUAUAUUGUACCGGUAGCCAAGUAUAUUUGUUGUCUUUAGAACUAGAAGAUCAGUAACCGAGCCUAAUAUAUUUAUCGUCUUUAGAAGUUGGCUCUAUUCAGCUUAAAAAAAAAAUAAAAAUAUGUAAUUAAUAAUUUGAAAGUUUAUAGUGAUUUCGUUCCGGAAAAAGCUUCAAGAAAAUAACAUUUUUAAUUAAAUUUUUAUAUUACAGUGUUAAAUUACAAAGUUAUAUAACGAUGAUACGUUACAAUUUUUGGGAUGGGAGAAAACUCUAGGAACUCUAAAUCGAAUUGUCCCUUCUCAAACGUAAUUGUUCAAUUAGUCUUCUUUUUGUUGACCUCUUUACAAUUACAAGAUAUGCCAAUUUUAAAUUUGGCAUAUCAGCAUUUUCCUCCCUAGUUAUUUCCCUCAUUUGUGCACAAACUCUUCCCUUGAACUUAGUGACUCAUCAUUUUACAAUCAUGUUAUCAGUGGCGCACCUUGACUAAAUGCCCCCCCCCCCCCUUCCCCCCCCCAAAAAAAAAAGCAAACCGAGGCGAAAUUCCAUAGGUGACUCCCCCCUCCACAAAAGACACACACAAUUUAUUAGCCUCUAAUGUUUGACGUAAACCCUGGUCUGUCCCCAGCUUCGCCCACCCCCCCCCCCCUUUCGCUGUUAGAAUUGAGUUUGAUCAUCGUGUUACAACUUAUCAUAGGUGACUCCCCCCUCCACAAAAGACACACACAAUUUAUUAGCCUCUAAUGUUUGACGUAAACCCUGGUCUGUCCCCAGCUUCGCCCACCCCCCCCCCCUUUCGCUGUUAGAAUUGAGUUUGAUCAUCGUGUUACAACUUACAAAGCCCAUUGGCUGCUAUUAAAAAAAACGCUAUUGAUAGUAGUGAUCAUAAUGCUAUUGAUAGUCAUACACGCUUUGACACGCCUAUUUGUAAAAGCUAUUGGCACGCCUAUGUGUAAACUCUAUUGACACGCCUAUUUGUAAAAGCUAUUGGCACGCCUAUGUGUAAACUCUAUUGACACGCCUAUUUAUAAAAGCUAUUGACACGUUUCAUUUAUUGAUCAGAUCCAAGAACUCCAGGAGCGUCUCAACAACGCUCUUCAGUUAAGCCGAGAAAAAGAUGAGAAAAUUUCUCAGCUCGAGGAUGAGAUCCAGAAUUUGAGAUCCGUUGGUGUACAGCAGGGGAAUCCCCAUACUGCUCUAGACCCCAGGCCGGCUGACCAAAGUGCCCACGAAGACAGCCAAGAUCUGAGCGUGAAAUCUAAAACGUGUACAGUCAUGUAGAUAAGUGGGCAACCAUAAGUGGGUCAACCUUGCCUUACACAAAAUACUCAUUACAUAUUAUCAAUAAAUAUUAAUACCACCGUUAUUAUUGUUAUUAGAUCUUUAGUCUCCAUUAUACUUUUGCAUGACGUCAUAAUCUCUUAGUAUUGCCAUAAUUCUUGUAUUAUAAUUUUUAAUUGAUUUAUUGCUACUGUAACAUGGUAAUGUUUUAUCCAUGCUACUAAUUAAACUCAAACUUAAAUUCAACCAAUC